Meyerozyma guilliermondii ATCC 6260 is the source of this 2037-nucleotide messenger RNA. RefSeq names its product translation initiation factor eIF2B catalytic subunit epsilon (gene GCD6). Gene Ontology annotation, molecular function: translation initiation factor binding; guanyl-nucleotide exchange factor activity; translation initiation factor activity. The record is from RefSeq and is a predicted model, not a curated record. Gene Ontology annotation, cellular component: eukaryotic translation initiation factor 2B complex. The coding region runs from base 1 to 2037 and encodes 678 amino acids. Lineage: Eukaryota; Fungi; Ascomycota; Pichiomycetes; Serinales; Debaryomycetaceae. Gene Ontology annotation, biological process: biosynthetic process. The transcript has a single exon.
AUGGCACCAAAGAAAAAGAAGGAACUAGUAGAUGAACGGUUUCAAGCGGUCGUUUUGACCGAUUCUUUUGAGACCCGGUUCAUGCCCCUCACCGCGGUCAAACCCAGGUGUCUUUUACCGCUAGCAAAUGUUCCGUUGAUCGAAUAUACACUAGAGUUCUUGGCCAAGGCCGGAGUCAAUGAAGUGUUUUUGAUGUGUUCUUCACACGCCGAGCAGGUGCAGCAAUACAUUGAGCAGUCCAAAUGGUGCAGCAUCAAUUCUCCGUUCAAAAUUAUACCAAUAAUGCUGUUGGAGUCCCGUUCUGUUGGAGAUGCCAUGCGAGACUUGGACAAUCGAGGGGUGAUUUCCGGCGACUUUUUAUUGGUUUCGGGAGACGUGGUUACCAAUAUCGACUUUUCUCGGGCCAUGGAAAUGCAUAGAAGGCACCGGGAAAACGAUAGUAACCAUAUUCUGACAAUGGUUCUUUCCAGUGCCUCGGCUGCGCACCGAGCUCGAUCCGACUUGGAUCCUGCCACGUUUAUUCUUGAUGCUAAAACUAACCGCUGUGUGUACUACCAGGCUAUCCCAGGCGCCAACAAGAAGGCUAGCAUCAAGAUCGAUCCCGAACUCAUGGACGAUAUUGAUGAAUUGGUGGUUCGCAACGACUUGAUCGAUUGCCAUGUCGACAUCUGUUCACCUUUGGUUCCACAGCUUUUCCAGGACAAUUUCGACUACCAGCUGCUCCGUACGGACUUUGUUCGUGGAGUUUUGAACUCGGAUAUUGCUAAAAAGUCGCUUUAUGCUUAUAUCACCGACGAAUACGCUGCUCGAGUCGUUAGCUGGGCUACCUAUAAAGGUAUUUCCCAAGAUGUUUUGGAGCGGUGGAGCUACCCAUUAGUUCCCGACGCCAAUCUUCUCGAAGAUACAGAGUACACCUACGAGUCCAACCAUAUUUAUAAAGAUCGUCAAGUGGUAUUGGCUCGUCUGAGCCAUCUUGAAACCUGCACUUGUGUAGGGUUUGGAACCAAAGUUGGAGAUAAAACCACCAUUGGCAACUCCAUAGUAGGCGCCAGGUGUACCAUAGGCUCCAAUGUUCGUCUACACAAUUCUUAUGUGUGGGAAGGUGCCGAAAUUGGAGAUAAUAGUGAAAUCGAAGGGUCCAUUGUAGCAGCAGGAGCCAAAAUUGCCCAUAAUGUCAAGGUCAAUGUGGGGUGUGUGAUCGGCUACGGAGUGGUUAUUGAAGAGGGAAGAACUAUACCACCAUAUACGAGGCUCGUUGACCGGGAAGUUUCCAAACCUUCGAAUGGAUUUGACGAUUCUCCACAAGUCACUGUAGUAGAUAGUGAUCUUGUUGGUUUGCAUGGCCAUGGCUACGUCUACGAGUCGGACCAGGACAGCGGCAGCGACUCGCUAGUUCACGAUAUGAACGAGCUUGAUGUUUCUGAUUCUUCUGUGGCUUCGAUUAGCGCCAGUCGCAAGCGCAAAGCAAAAGCUCGUAGAUUAUCGCUGACUUCCGCCGUCAGCACCGACUUUGUUUCCGAGGACGAAGAGGAGCUUUUCGCCCGCGAGGCAAUCGACACCAUCAAGAGGUCAAUGGAGAAUAAUCACGACAUUGAUACAACUUUACUUGAGAUCAACUCAUUGAGAAUGUCGAUGAAUGUCAGCUACCAUGAAGUUCGCCGAGCUACCGUGAGUGCACUCAUCACCAGAAUCGUCCAUUUUAUCACUACCGACACCUUGGCUCCCAAGCAAGCCACGGAAAAGACCUUUGGUAAGUGGGGACCAUUGUUCAAAAGACAGGUCUUUGACGCAGACGACCAAGUUGAUCUUUUGCAAUUGGUGCAACAGCAAUGCGCCAUGAUCGACCCGGCAUACAACCAGACGGUGCUCUUCGUGGCACUGUCCUGGCUAUACAACGAAGAUUUUGUAGAAGAGGACCAAAUUUACAAAUGGUGGGAACUGCCGCAAUCGAGUGCGACGGCCGAGUUGGUCCAGGUUCGCCAGCUUACGAAAAAAUGGGUCGAGUGGUUGAGGGAAGCAGAAGAGGAGAGUGACUAG